Lymnaea stagnalis (great pond snail) is the source of this 15841-nucleotide messenger RNA. NCBI's taxonomy places the organism in Eukaryota, Metazoa, Mollusca, Gastropoda, Lymnaeidae. The record is from the annotation of a GenBank genome assembly.
AAGAUGCAAAAUGAAUUUGAUAAAAUAUUUGAAACACUGGAUGAAGGUGACAAGAGAGCAGAAACUGAACCAGCUGAUGUAAGAUUCUUUUUAAAAUUCUUUUAGAAAAAUGUGUUAGGAUCUUCAUACCUUACCUUGUUAUGGAUAUUAUUUUACUCAAUUUGAUGUACAAUAACGACCAGUCUGAAAAAAUGGUCAUGCAGUCUUAAAUGUUACUGUUUGAGUAAAUAAAUAAAUUUAAAUGGCGUUUGUUUUGGAGAAUUAAUUGAUUAAUAACUUACUAAUUUAAAAUAAUUUUGAUAAAUUGAAUCUACAAAAAAAUGUACUUAAUGGAAAUAGCGAUCUUGGAAACACUUUGUUUCUAACACUUAACAGUACCGGUAGUUAAAAAAUUAAUUGUUCAAUUUCCUGUCAAAAGGCUGUGAGCACAGUGCUUUUCCCUUAUCAGAAGCAAGCUCUCAACUGGAUGAUUAGUAAAGAGAACACAGACACUCUGCCACCAUUUUGGGAAAAACUCAACAAUGACUGCUACUGGAACACUCUGGCCAUGUUUAUUUCUAAUACUACACCAAAAAGUGUGCAUGGAGGUAUGGAGAAAGAAAUUAUAAAAGUUACAAAUAAAGACAAAUCUGCAUAUAUUUAAGCCUAUAAAAACUUAUUUUUCUAUUUAUUGUUAAAUUAUUGAUAUACUUAUAAAUGGUUGAAACACUGAGCUUAAAAAAAAACACUGGGCUUAAAAAAGGCAAAACACAGAGUUCAUUUUAAAAAAUAACAUUUCUAGAUGUAAACAACUUACAAGUAAGUAAUAAUAAAUUGAACAUUUUUAAAUAUCUGUGGAAAAAAAUAUUAACAGAAUUUUAAACCAGUUUCCUACACUUAUUUUCUCUGCUAUAAAUAGUUGAAUAAUUUUAUUUCCAGGAAUUUUAGCAGAUGACAUGGGUCUAGGCAAGACCCUGGAAAUGAUUUCAUUAAUUUUGUCUAAUUUUGUUGAUGGUAAACCACUUGCUCAUCCCUUGCCAGGAAAAUGCAGGUCGCCUUAUGGAUCUGAGACCAUGGUACAAUAUUACUUUUUACUCAAAAUAGUUACAAUUAACAUGUGAAACUUUGGUUCACACAAAAACCUUAUCGUCAAUAAUAAAUAAAUUUCCUUGCCAAAUUUAAAAAAAAACAAACAAACAAAAAUAAUAUUUAUCGUACCUGAUAGGUGUCUACAAAGUUACAGAAAACAACUGUUUCAAGUCCAGCCCAUACACCAGUCGUUCAGGACAGUUUACAUGCUAAAACAAAUUUUCACCACAAAUUUUCACCUUGUUUAAUAGAAGAAAGAUCAGUAAGAACUCCUAGGGCUAGGGCGCCUAGGCUACUGAUUCCAAUUCCAGGUAAGCUGUCUCGCAACAAAAACAACAUUUUAUUAGGAAAAUAAACAAACAUAAUUAAAAGAAUUUACCAAAAACACAAUUGGAACUUGAUUUAUUUAUAUCAUUUCUUUUUUUUUUAAAUUAAAUUUAAGUUGAACUUUUAAGUUAUCUAUCCUCCCAAAAAGUGUUGUUUUUUUUUUAAAAUAAAAAUAAAAACGUUGAACCUUUGCACAAACUGCACAUCUUUUAUUAACACAGUUACUUCCCUUGUGGGACAUUUGGGGGAAAAAUAUUUUUAAAAUAAGUAAUGAAAAUUCAAUUUGUUGAAAUUCACAGGAAAGAAACAUGAAAAUCCUGAGCCUAGACCUUCUGAAUUUAAUGAAGAUACCAUCACAGCGGAAUCCGGUAACGGAGCAAAGAGGUGAGAUAAAUUAAUAUCGAAAAGGAACUAAAACACAUUAUUUAAUCUAAAGAACAAGACAAAAAUAUAAUUAUUUAUUAAUUAAUAAAGAUAUAUAAGAAUACUUAACUUUAGAUACCGUAGCCAUAGUGGUGUCCAGUGGCGUGUUAAACUAUGAGUAUGAGUAGGACUAGUUUAAAUGAUAAUGGGUGGUCUUUAACGUCAAAAAAAUUGUUCCAUGUUUAUUCAGUUAUGACAAUAAAUUGUAUAAUUAAAUUAUUUUGGGCCCUGAACACUAUUAAAAGUGGUAUCUCUAAUUUUAACAAAACUUAUUGAUUCAGCUUACGGAUGUGAAUUAUGUGUUUACUUUCAAAAGUGAGUAUGAUGCCUAUGCACAUUUUACAUUUUCAAAAGAAGACAUGUUUUUUUUAAGCAAAGACUUUUUUUCUAAUUCUUUGAAAUCGAAUUAUAUCAAUCAUUGACCACGAUCUUUCCAUUAGUUAAUGCCUAUUCUUUUUGAAUUUUGAUUUCAAAGAUGUCAACAAACAAAAAUAAUUGUUUCCAGUUGCUAUUCUAUCUUUCUGAAACAAUAAGUUGUAAAAAAAAUUUCCCCCAAUUACCAGUGUUUCUUUCAGACAAUUUGCUCUGGAGGGGCUUUCGAUGUUUGGGUAGACAGUGCCAGUGGACCAGGAAGAGGGAGCGGUCCAACCCAAGUGGCACAUUUUUUUCAUUUUAUGUAAGGGUGGCAUAUUUGGCCAUCUGCAGAGUUUUUAUUGUUGAAGGAGCAUAAAAAACCUUGGCUUGCCGAGGGUAGCCCUAACCCAAGCUAUGCCACUGGGCAGUGCAUCUAUCAGGUCUAAAAUUAGGCAUAAUGGCAAUCUAUGUCCAUCCCCUUGCCCAAAAUAAACUGAAUUCAUUCCAGUAAGUGAUACCCCUGGGAGUGUGCUUUUUUGCCACAGCUAAGUUUCAACCCUGAAAUCUAUAUAGUCAUACUAUAUUUACAAAAUUAGGGUAAUAUUGUGUUUGUCAUUUCAAGAAAAUCAUCUUAAUUACUAGCUGUGUCAACAUUAUUUGGGUUGGGGGGGGGGGGGACGGGGGGCUUCUAAGUCUUAAAAAUGGGGAUAUAUAAAUAAAAUUAACAAAUAUUUACAAAAUUAGGGUAAUAUUGUGUUUGUCAUUUCAAGAAAAUCAUCUUAAUUACUAGCUGUGUCAACAUUAUUUGGGUUGGGGGGGGGGGGACGGGGGACUUCUAAGUCCUUAAAACGGGGAUAUAUAAAUAUAAUUAACCAAUGUCAACUAUUGGAAGAAGGGUGCUGUAUACAGCCAUAACUGGCCUAUAUUUGGAACAAUACAAAAAUUAGAAUGUUUUUUUUUUAUAUAUAUUAAGGGCCCACAAUCAAUUUUUUUUAAAAUUAUUCUGGCUCCUAUAUUAAAAUAUUCGGUUCAAAUAUAUCAAACAUAGUGAUAUUUCUUUGAUUCCAUUAUUUUACUCAUUUUAAUAGAUGACAAGUACCAUUACACUUUAUAAAAGAUUUGUUAUAUUUUUCCUUAAUUUUUUAAAACCAAAUUAGACUUAUAACAUCACUAGAAAAUAUUCUUUUGAAUAAAUAUUUAAAUACAUUAGAAUUUUUGUGUGUUUUAGAUUCAUGAUUUGUUCAGCUGAACUUCUUCUUCUAAUAGCUUUAAAAAUAAUUUUAUCUUCUGUGUUUAAAUUAAUUUACAUGGUAGGUCGGGAGAAGUUAUACUGUAAAUAUGAAAUCCUUUUAUUUUUUUCAAGCUUUAUGAAAAGAUCUGUUCAAGAUGCUUGUGAUGACAUGGGUAAGUCUAAGUUUAUACUACAUAAAUACUACCAAUCAAAAAAAGAAUAAAUAAUUUGUAACAGUACAUGAUUAAUAAAACUAUUUUUCUUAUUUUAUUUCGCCAUAAAAUUUUUUUAAAAGCUACAUUUGUAAGAAAUACAGCAAAUGUAUAAUUUGUCUUCAAGCUCAUUUUGCCAUAAGGGUGAACAGAUCAUGCUCAAAAUACAGACAUAAAAUAUAUUUUUUGACUUCUAUAAAUUAAGAUUUUUUUAAUAUAUUUUUAAAUAUAUAAAAUGUGUGCUGACCCACCAAUAUACUUUCCUUUGAGCUUUACACUCUGGAUGUGCUUGCACUUGCAACAAACACAAACAUUUAAAUCUUUUUUUUUUAAAUAAUUUUUUUUAAAAAUAAAAUAAGUGAGGAAUUUUCAUGUGCAGAAUCAUCAGAAUCAAUGUGGGAAAUUAUGUGUGUGGGGAAUAUUCAGUGUAUGGGGUAUUCCAUUUUGGGAAGCUGUGAUCUUUGAGUGAGGAAUAAUCCUGUGCAGAAUUUUUGAGUGGGUAAUUAAAGUACCUGCGAUAAUAAAUCAGCUUACACUUACGCACUACAUGCCUUGUGCAGUGCACUGACCCAAUUUGGACUUAGCUUGGUCUAUGUGCUGUUGAUGUUUACAUUUGCUGAAAUUUCAUUGUUGGGACUUGUGCACUAAAAGAACAACUUUUUAUCAACAACAAACCACUUUCAGUAGUUGAGACUUUUCUCUCUUUUAAAAAAAGAGUAACAAGAGUUUGUAUACAUGAGUGGAAUCAACCAAGAAAUUUAUUAUAGCCUAAAGCUACAUUAAUCCACAUUCAGGCAUUUUUGAGGUCAUUGCCGAUGAUGUGAAUCUGAAGUCACAGUCAAUUAAUGAAGCCAAAUGUCGACUAAAUUUUCACAUGAGAAGUGGCGUCAUUUCUGUAGCCCUGAACUCACUGAAUGGAGUCAGCAAAUUAUUACAAAGGACACUAAAACUUCAACAGACAUAAAUGACAGAUUUUUAAAAUUACAAAGAAAAAAUGUUUGAUGACCACUAGAAGAAGACAAAUGACAUAUUAGAAUGGGACAUUAGGAUAAUGAAAAUAGAGAGAAAGAUAGAGCUGUUAUUUCAAAGAAGACAAAGCUUAAACUUAUCUAGCAAACUGUAUAUUUGUUUUGCGCACAGCUACCCUGUCGCAUGGAAGUAUAUACACCACUGUUCAUUCUCGAUAGUAAUGGCCCUUUCUUGUUGAGUUCUAGAUGAUGACAGAUAUAGAAAUUAAUGCUCUCACAAAGAUUUAGAGAGAACAGUGCUGAGGACGUUCCAGUUGGAAUUUGCAAAAGAAAUGCUGUAUUUGAAGCACUUCAUAUCAUAGUUUGAAGCGUCUUAUGAAAAAGUUCUAGUAACCUGAUAGUUAAAUAUUCUUUAUUGAAAAGAAUAACAAUAUGAAAAAAAAAUGUACAAUACCUUUCCCUAAUUACAGCAACCUGAUAUUUAUUGUGUUUCCUUCUCUUGGUAGGAGUGAACAUUCAGUAAAAGUGAAAAAGCUGUGCAGCUAAUUGGGUCAGUGAAUAAAGAACCUGAAUAAAUGACUGCCUCUACUAAACAAAACUAGAAAACAAUUAUUUCUUUAAAAAAUAAUUCUUAAAUGUAUUUGUUUUAGCUGAUGAUGAACUCCCAGAUAUUAUAUCUCCAUCAGAGUUAAACAAGAAACUUAAAGGUAAGGCUAGUCAUGAAGAAUAAAUGAAAUUGAUUUAAUAUGUACUAGAAAUAACCAGCAAAACAAUGGCAGCGGCAAUACGUGACCUUACCAUCUACUAAAGUUACUUAACAAAACAUACAUUAAAGUAACCCACUUUAUAUGAAUUCCAUUUAGUGCUAAUUACAUAUAUAUUUCAUUAGAAAUAUUUACCAUGCUAAAAUAAGGGAUUACCUAUAUAAUAAUUUAAUUAUAUUUGUUUUAUCAGAUUAAAAUUGAUUUAAUUUCCAUAAAAUUUAAAAAAAAAAUACUUUCAGUGUUUUUAAGAAUCUCUAAAUAAGAAAUAGGAAUUUUAUCUUCAACACAUAUUUAUGCACUGGUUUUGAACAGAGCAUUAGUUACAGCCAUACAUUUCUAACUAAAUAAUCUAAUUAGAAGCUAUGAUAUUUUUACUCAUAUUUUUUCGUAAAAAAGACGUUGCAUUUCUUAAAAACCGAGAUGUUGUCAUUACCACAUAUUCUACUCUUACUUCAGACUUCAAAAAGGUAUAUUUAAGACAAUUAACAUAAGCUAAACUUAUCUGUUUACAUUUUGCUUUAAAAAUUCUCCAACUUUAAUUUGAAAUGUAUAUCAAAGAGAGGGCAUGCAUUUUUCCCCUUUGAUCUAUUUAGCUGUGGAGUUUUUACUCAGCUAUUAAUUAUAUAUUUUUUGGGGGGUAAAAUCUUAUAAUACCCUAUGCGUUUUUUAAAUUCUUAGUGUUAAAAAUUGAGACAUUAAUAAUUUAGGCCUAGUAUUUAAAAAAAAAUAAUUUAAUUCAUUUUUUGUUUUUUUAACUUUAGAGUUUAACCAGUAGUUUUAACAGUAGCCCACUACACAAAGUAAAGUGGCUUCGAAUAGUGUUGGAUGAGGGGCACAUUAUAAGAAAUCCCUCUGCCCAACAAACAAAAGCUGUAUAUGAACUGAAGGCCAGAAGGAGAUGGAUUUUAACAGGUUUGAUCACAGUUCUUGGAAACAAACCAUUUAAUAAUUUUUGAAGGCUAUGAAACUAUCACCACAAUGUUUUGCAGCCCUAACAAAAAAGUAUGCAUGGCUAGUAAAGAAGUCUAAAAAGUGUGUAUAGUAAGUAAAUAAUUCUUAAAAGUGUGUAUGGUUAGAAAAGAAGUAUAAAAAGUGUGUAUGGUUAGUAAAGAAGUAUAAAAAUAAAAAGUAUGUAUGGUUAGUAAAAAAAAUGUAUAAAAAGUGUGUAUGAUUAAUAAAGAAGUCUAAACAGUGUGUAUGGUUAGUAAAGAAGUCUGAAAAUUGGUUCUAGCAUACCAUCCCCCACCCCCAUGUGAAAAUUAAUUCAACUCCCAAUCAACAAAUAGGAAGUCUUUUUUUUUAUUGUGAAGCAUCCAUACAAAUACAUCAAAGAGGUCUGUCUUGCUGCAAACCUCAUCAAGCCAAGGACAAGUAGUGUCAUUCUCUUUCUUUUUUUUUCAAAGUUGUAUUCCUUUUGUUGUUCCCAUUAUAUAUGUAUAAUGAAUAAGUUUUAGGCAAUUAGCUUAAACAACCCUUUUUGGUUGGGAUGAUUAUUCAAGGGGGGGGGGGGGGGGGGGUUCGGGUUUAAAAGCAAAGGCCUUUUUUCCUGUUAAGUUUGAUUUUUGCUUUUAAAAAUUUGUGGUCACUUUGGUUAUCAUGAAAGAUUAUGCCAACACCUUCAGUAAGCGUAUUUUGCUUUCCAUUAAUGACUUUGGGGUCAAUUUUGCUCUGCUUUUGAUCCACGGGUUGGUGUGUCCAGUUGAAUUUGUCGUUUUUCUUGUGUUUCAAUGCAAAGAAAGUGCCUCCAACAGCCAUAUUUUCUUCACUAAGGCUAAGCACUCUUUCCCAACAGAUAUUCAGAACUAUUUAGAGCUAUAGCCCACCAAUGGUUUCUUUUGAAUAAUACUGAUUUGCUUCUGAUCUAUUUAUAUGUAAAGCAUUAACUUUUUUUAAAAAGAAGCUGCUUUUUAAUCAAAUCAGGUACACCUAUUCAGAACUCUAUCAGGGACUUUUGGUCAAUGUUGAACUUUUUGCAAGUACAACCAUUCACCGACGAAUCAUUGUGGGAUGAUAUUAUUGCUAAGCCUCUGUGUAGUGGAGAAAUGCCUGCUGUUCAGUUAGUAUAUUUUAUUAAUUUUUGAUGAACAGAAUUUUUUUUAAAAAUGUUAUAGACUUAUUUUGGAAACCAUAACUAUUUCAAAUUUGAUGUCAUAUUUUAAUUUUCUGCUCAAAUUUUUUUGUAAUAUUCACUUCAAGCAUAUAAAUUUAACACCUUGAAUUAUUUUUAUAGGAAAGUUGGAGCUUUAAUGAGAAGUUUAGCUCUGAGGCGUACAAAGAAUACAAAAUAUAAUGGAAAGCCACUUAUAGAGCUGCCAACUCGAGAAGUGACAGUCAAAUGGAUAACUUUAAGUAAAAAAGAAAGAGACUAAAGGACAAAUUCUUAUAAGAAGGUAAUUGAAAAAAACAAUGUAACAUCUAAUUAUGUAUUGCAAAUAUUUCUAAGCAUUCAUUUAUGGUCUUCUUUAGAAUAUUGAUAUUUUUUCUCACUUUUGUUCUUGAUUGAUUGAGCCUGUCUUCCUGCUUCAUGGCUGUUGUCUGUUUUAUUUUUUUUUAACUCAAUCAGCUGCCCUCAUCCCUAAAAGGUUGACACAUGUUAGACCACUUCAUCUCGUCGAAUAGUUUCUUAAAUCUAACUUUGGUGGAUCUUUAACAAUUCCAAAACAUAAAAUGAAGUGGUGUAGCUAGGGUUAGUAGCCCCGGGCUCUUGUCGUCAUGUCGAUCAAUGACAUGUUUGAUAAAGAGGCGCUCGCCACGAACCCCCUGAAGCGUUACCCGGGGAACAGUACCACCGUGUAGGGGACCCGCGCUGAAAGGCAAAGGUAACGCACGGAGACUGCGUUAAAUCGAGCACGAUUGCAUGGCUUCCCACCAAGUGCAGUCGAACUAUUUUACUAAACGCAGAAACAGGUUGGGACAUGAUUACAGUUGCCGUAUGGAUAUGAGGUGAAGGUGUGUGGCAACCUUUCACCGGUGAUUCUAAAUAUGCAGUCUUGAGGGUACUGCUCCAAGGCAACCUCUCUCUCCCAUCUACGGUGUGAAUUAGUCGCGCCGUAGAAUAACCAUACAAACCCUAGUAGAGGGCGUCGGUCUUAAACAACUACGCGGUCCCCCCGGGGUGGUAAGGGGGGACUUUAGAGACGUUAAAUAUCCACCCCAACCCCUUAGAAAGUCCGGCCCUGUUGCUGCGUGAGCAGCAAUCCGGCUGUGGGCUCUUGUCGUCAUGUCGAUCAAUGACAUGUUUGAUAAAGAGGCGCUCGCCACGAACCCCCUGAAGCGUUACCCGGGGAACAGUACCACCGUGUAGGGGACCCGCGCUGAAAGGCAAAGGUAACGCACGGAGACUGCGUUAAAUCGAGCACGAUUGCAUGGCUUCCCACCAAGUGCAGUCGAACUAUUUUACUAAACGCAGAAACAGGUUGGGACAUGAUUACAGUUGCCGUAUGGAUAUGAGGUGAAGGUGUGUGGCAACCUUUCACCGGUGAUUCUAAAUAUGCAGUCUUGAGGGUACUGCUCCAAGGCAACCUCUCUCUCCCAUCUACGGUGUGAAUUAGUCGCGCCGUAGAAUAACCAUACAAACCCUAGUAGAGGGCGUCGGUCUUAAACAACUACGCGGUCCCCCCGGGGUGGUAAGGGGAGACUUUAGAGACGUUAAAUAUCCACCCCAACCCCUUAGAAAGUCCGGGCCUGUUGCUGCGUGAGCAGCAAUCCGGCUGGCCAGGUGUUUCUUCUCUGGGGCUGCCACACUCAGCGGCCAAUCGAGUGGAGGUCGAGUGUGGCGGUCUUAGGGGCGGAGCGUCCCUGGCGGGCCGCUUCGCGGCCCGAUCGGAAUAAAGACCACUGGGGGAUUGGUUGACGGCCGGUUUGGUUGGCGGGGUGGUGCGUUGGGGAGGACCAUAUGAGCCUCAAGGCUCGGUGUUCGCUGAUUUUCUUAAGUUAGUUAGUUAGCUAGGGUUAGUGCCUUAAUAUUUAUUAAGUGAGUGUAACUCAUUUUUAAGUUAAGAACGCAGCAAUCUUGUAUUCAAUACCAUAAGACAGUGAACAACCUAAAUGAGGCUUGUAAGACUUUCACUUUUAAGGAACUGGAUUAAAGUUUAAUGGAUAAAAUGUACACAUUAUGAAACAUUAUAUUUAAAAGCCUUUGAAAAUUAAUAAUUAAGUUACAAUGCAAAAUGUUCAAAAUAUAAUAACAAUAAUAACUUAAAAUUUAAAAAUUAUCUCACAAACUGAACAAAAAGGGACUUUUUGAAAUCAUUUGUCAAUUAUUAAUAUGACAUACACUUAAUUAUCAGGAUUCCCACCAAACAUUUUUUUCCAAGCAGCCCUUUGUACAAAAACGUUCCACACCCCUGCUACCUAGUCUAUAAAAAUAAAAUUUGAACUUGAACUAUUUUUUUUAAUCUGAAAAUAGAAAUAUCACCCAGCCCACUUUUAAUUAUAUUAAUUAAAGAAUUUAAAUUCCAAUUUUUAAAAUCAAAAUGUCUCUCUUAUCUAGGUACGCUCAAAGAAAUGUGCUGCUAUAUCAUUAUGGUGAAGUGUUGGCUAUCCUUAUGAGACUACGCCAGCUGUGUUGCCAUCCUCAGCUCGUAGCUAAGGCUUUAAAUAAAAUGAAUGAAAACGACUCUGGUAACUUACAUUAACAUAUAUACCCAUAUUAUUUUAAGCAGUGAUUUUUUUUUUUUUUUUUUUCAAACUUGAAAUCAAACUUAGUUUAUUAAAAUAUUUAAACUUUUAAAAAAUACUUAAACCAAAAGUAUAACUGUCAAAAAAAAUAAAUGAAUACUUAUUCUUUUUUUACACUAAAUUAACAUAUAUACCCAUAUUAUUUUAAGCAGUGAUUUUUUUUUUUUUUUUUUCAAACUUGAAAUCAAACUUAGUUCAUUAAAAUAUUUAAACUUUUAAACAAUACUUAAACCAAAAGUAUAACUGUCAAAAAAAAUAAAUGAAUCCUUACUCUUUUUUUACACUAAAACAUACAAUUAUUUUUAGUACACUAAAACAUAAAUAAGGUUCUAAUGCAUUUUUUCUACCUUUAAUCAUAACUCGUUAUAAUCAAUAAAUCCUGUAAAUAUUUCUAAAAUUAAGAGGUAGCUUAGUGAAAAACAGAUCACAAAAUAUAUAGAGAAAACUAUUUACCAAAAAUGUAUUAGGGGACAAUCAUUCGAUGUAUGCAUUGAGGGGGAGGGGGUUGUUGAUUUAGGAGAUUUUGCAGUUUCAAGUUUAUUUUCAAUAUCUAUAAAAAUACAAAUGAAUACCUGGUACAUAAAAUAAUUACAAAACGUAUUGAUAAAAGGGAGAGAAACCCAGCGACAUAAUUUUGUACAGGCUUAAGGUGAAUUCUUUUUAAUUGUCUAUAAUAAAUUUUAAAUAGGUGGUGGUGAGGGGGGGGGGAGGUUUGCUCUCAUUUGAAAAGGUUACACCAGGGGUCGGGAACCUUUUUGUCUGAGAGAGCCAUGGACUAUACAUAUUUUGAAAAGUAAGUCUGUGAGAGCCAUACAUUAUGUUUAAAACUAAAAAUUCAAGUAAAUGUGCGCAUUUUGUGUAAUUUCAAUUCUAAAAAUGCAAUAAUUAUGUCUCUGAAUUCUUUUUAAUAACAUUGUUAUGCUGUUGCUAAUUAAUAAUGAGUAUUUCUUACCAUUAAUGCAACUUUUUUUUUUUAUAAUCGAACAUUUGUCUGUGAGCCAGAUGCAGCCAUCAAUAGAGCCACAUCUGGCUGGCGAGUCAUAGGUUCCCGACCCCUGGGUUACACCAUAGUACACUGCUUUUCUAGGAUUCAGGGAAUAAAAUUGCCUUUUUCCUUCAUUAAUUAAUCAUAGUUUCACAAUUGUAAUUACAAAUAGAGCCUUUUCUGUGUUAUGUAUAUGGUUAUGCCUUUAACACUUAAAUCUUUCUUAAUAAUUUUUUAAAAAGUGGAAUUUUAUGUGCUAAAAACUAAUAAUGUUAAUAAAACUCAUAUAACUAUAUAAACUAAUCUAAGUUAUAUGGGAAAUAGUAACACAACUUUGUAGUGUAGUUAAAAAUAUCUUAGCAUAAACUAUUUAUCAUAUAUUGGAAUUUGAAGAAAAAAAAAAUUAAGUCAUUGAUGACACACAUUUUUAAUAGGACAAUUUCUUAAAUUUUCCAUCAUUUAUUUUUAUGUUAUGGCAUCAUUUUUAUCUAUUUAGAUGACACCAAAAUUAUGGAUCAUCUCAUGUCUGUACUGUUGUCUGGCUCUGAUGUGGAAUGUACUAUUUGUUUGAAGAGUUUAUAUGAUCCAGUCAUCACUCCCUGUGCUCAUGUCUACUGUAAACUUUGCAUUGAAGCAGUGCUCCUCGAAACUAAAAAGGUACUUAAAUUAAACACAUUGUCAUGUAAGCCUUGUCAGAUCCAGGUAAAGCAAUGGGGUCACUAUUCAUAAAUUGUAUUUUCAAAAUAUUCAUCAAUUCUAGCCCAAGAUUUUCAGGUAUUUUCAAUGUUAAACAUAAUUGUCUUUAGUAGGCCUACUUAUAUUAACCCUGUGACUGUUCCUGCUUUUGAUGGCCUUGUAGACUACAUUGCUGCAACCAAGUACUGGCAUAUGUGGUUUGUAAAAACAGGUUUUGCCAUAGUUUGUACAUUAAUUGUUGGAUAAUGCAAUGUUGAAGAAGGUUCAACAGUUUUUAUGACAAAUAAGAAAUGCCAUUGUUUCAUUAAUAAAGAGAACCUAUCUGUAGUACUACCAGAUUCAUAUAUCUAUACUCUAUGGAAUAAAUUGCUAUUCUUUUCCAUGAAAAAUACUCCGGAUCUGAGACAGUUCAUUAGCCAAUUGUCCAUAUGUUUCUCAAAGGCAUAAUAGUUUAUCCUUCACUCAGCUAAAAUUUUGUUGUGAAUGUACUUAAAAAAAAAAGCAGGGAGUUUAUAUUACACUUUAACACUUUUUCACCAGCCUGUGCAGUGUCCUCUUUGUUGUGCAAACCUUGAAAAUGCACAGCUUAUGACUGCUCCUCAUUUACUGAAUAACAGUGACAACACACAAUGGGUGGAUUCUGAUAAUAAGUGGCAAUCUAGUACUAAAGUAAGUGCGCAUCUAUUUGCUUUUUUUUAAAUUUAAUUUUAUAUUUACCUUAAUUUUAUAUAAAUUAUAUAUUUCAAAUUUAAUUUUGUUUGGCAUCUCUAUGUACGGCACGGUCAAAUCGAGAUAUUUAUUUCUUAGCAAUAAAAUAGUGAUCUCUUCAUAAUCUAAAAACCUCUGAGAUUAAGACCUGUUGAGAGCAACAUCUGAUUAGAAUCGUCUCAUCUGACCUAGAUGACCAUCCUUAGAUUAUGUGCGCACUUAAGGGGGGCACUGAUAAAGAAAGGUGCUGUCCGCCCUGGUUGCCACUUUUUUCUUUAUAGAGCGGGGCUGCAUUUUCUGCCAACUGCAGAGUUUUUUCUUGGGGGCGGGCUCGAACCUAACUAUCCCACUGAUGCAUUUAGGAGAUUUUGCAUAAGAGUGCAUAUGGGCAGGGAGAAGGGGUUUGCACAUUUAUGCACAUGUUCUUCAAUAAUUAUCCUGUAAUUCCAAUUUGAUUUUAGAGGCUCAUUAGUUACAUGGUCAUUUGUAGGUUAGAUAUGCAUAGGGGGAUGGGGGACCAAAAAUGUAUGGUGCAACAGGGAGGAUCAGGUAAUUAGUUUUUGUAGUGUUGCGUUUGUUUUAAAUGUGGUAAAUUAUAGAUUUUUUACUCUUGUACCGCGCUUCUAGCCUUUGAGGAUGAAGCGUGUUUUUGAAAUACAAUUUAUUAUUAUUUAUUAUUAUGAAAACAUGACUUUUUGCGUACAUUAUAUAUCAUAUGGAUGGCAAGUAUUUUAUUUUGUACAUCUAGGUUGAUGCUCUCAUGGGGGCUCUAAAUUCAUUGCGCAGAGAUGACCCAGGGAUAAAAAGUCUUGUUGUAUCACAGUUUACAUCAUUUUUAACCAUACUAGAGGAACCGCUGCGGUGAGUUAAUUUGCAUUAAUUUGCAAUUUUUAUUUAAAUAAGCCUCAGUAGCCUACUUAUAACUUGUAAUUGCAAGCGAUAUAACUGGUAAUUCACUUAAUUGCCAAUUUUCAAGUUAACACAUAGUCACGAAACCCAGUUACAAUUUAAUUGCUGCUGCUUAAAACUUUUCUGUAAUUUGACAUAUGAACCUAAUAUUUAAGUUUUUUUAUAGUUAUUUACCUUUUAUUAAAUAUUUUUCUGAGAUUUUGAAAGAAAACCCACUAUUUUUUGUAAUACAUAAUUGACAUGGAUAUAAAAAUAUAUUAUUUUACAUUUUUUGGACAAAAUAUUUUAGCAUUCCAAUACAUUAUUGUUUAUAAAGGAAUUAUAAUGUUUAUGCAUAUUUGUAUUUUAUGUAUUAAAAUUUAUUUAAAUAGAUAAAAGUUGAUAUACUGGAACAAUAUUAAUCAUUUAUAAACUACAGUACAUUUAAAAGUAAAUUCAAUAUUUGUAAGGUAAACAAUGGUUGUUUUUUUUAAUGUCAUUUUGAAGUUAAGCUUGUAAUUUUUUUGCAAAAUAAAUUAAACUAUAAAAGAGUACAUUUGGCAUGUGACUUUAGGUAUCUUUUUGGCUGCUAGUCAGGGUCUCUCAUGCCCGUAUACUUUUCAAUAAAUUCAAGAAAAAACUAAUUGGGUUUGGUGUUUAUGUUAAAUAUACUUAGGCUAAUAACAGAAUGAAAUUUUAAUCACAUCUCUGCUUUUCAAACAAUAGUAUUACAGUUUAUGGCACUAGCUUCAGUGGUUUUGUGCAUGUUUUGAAUAUGAACAAGUUUUGACUCAAUGAAUUUAUACUUGAAAUUUGAUAAUAUAAUAUAUUCUUACCUAUGAUGUCAUUUUUAUCAUUAAUUUAAAAAAUUGUUCAAAUUUGUUUGAGUCAGUUUGCAAGGUUUCAAAUAUUGUCGUUUUGAUGGUUCUUUGAGUGACACUGAGCGUACAGAAGUGCUUAGGAAUUUUUCCCAAACUCAUUCAGAAUCUCCAACAAUUUUAUUGCUUUCUCUUAAUGCUGGUGGAGUGGGAAUCAACCUAACUGCUGCAUCAAGAGUUUUUCUCAUGGAUCCUGUAAGUAGUUGCUUUUUUCUUUCUAAAAUAUAUUUUAAUAAGCAUACAUUUGAAAUAGAGAUAUCUGGCAUACCAAAUUGAAAUAUGAAAUUAUAAUACCGGGUAAUGCAUUUUAAUAAGCAUACUUUUGAAAGAGAGUUAUCUGACAUAUGGAUACCAAAUUGAAAAAUGUAAUUAUAGUAACCUAGGUUUUUAUUUUUUCCAAACAGGCUUGGAAUCCUGCUGCUGAAGACCAGUGCUUUGACCGAUGUCAUAGAAUAGGUCAAACAAAAAAUGUGAUCACCACAAAGGUAUGUAAAAUAAACAGAUACAUUUCCUGAUUUAAUUUUUAAUAAACAUAAAUUUGUUAGGUUUUUUGUGGUAAUUUCUUUUCCUGUUAAUAUGCCUUCUGGUGAAAUUUUACUCACAUUGACAUUGAUCAAUUUUAUAUUCCUUCAUUUCGCUGUUAAAAUUUUACUGUUUCCUUAACAUUUUUGUUAUUAUUCUCAAGAAAUAUUUAUUUCAAUUAUUAUUACAUACAUGCUUUGACAAAUUCGUUGAAGAACAUUAAUGAAUGUAUUAUAUAAGUUGUAAUUCAGUUUUAAGUAUAAAGUAUUUCAACAUGUCAAAUGUUCUGAAAUUAAACAUGUAAGAGAAAGAAGAAAAAGAAAUUUAAGUACCAAGUUUUUUAACUAUAUUAAUUCUUUCCAUGUCGCAAUGAGGUAUUUAAAUAGGGAAAUGUUAAUCGCAACUGAAGUUUUGGGUUAUUCAAAUAGGACAUGUGCAUCUUUUCCACCACCCAUUCCCCCUUGUCCACACCAAUCUGCAUGUGGCUUACCCCACUCCACCCGGGGUAAACAGUGCAAAUGCCAGAUAGUAUACCAAUUAUUCAAUGCAAAGUGUCACAAUCUUUAAACUUCCCAUGUUUGAAAAUAUAAAUCAUAAAAGUAUUCAUGGAUUUAUAUACCGGGUAUAAAAGUAGUUAAGUGUAAUAGAUUAAAUUUAUAAAAUAAUUCAGUGGUAUCAGAGAGCAUGUUACUUGCAAUUACAUAAAAUAUCACAUGAUAAAUAAUUUUUAAUUCUUUUAUUUAUAUUUAAUAUUUUCAUAUAGACAGCCAUUUUUUCUCCUUAAAACAUUAUUAAGAACACUUUUUUUUUACUGUUAGGAAGAGCUGUACCAGUAACUUUAAAAAAAAUUUAAAAUGUGAUUGCCAUAUUUUCCUCUGGAACCUUCAAUUAUCACAGAUUUCACCAUUCAGACUUAAAUUUGAAAUGAAGCUCUUUAAGGUGUGAAUCAAGGUUUUUAUAAUUUUUUAAAAUUUUGUUUUGUUUUUUUAGUUCAUUGUUGAAGACUCUAUUGAAGAAAGAAUGAUAGAGCUGCAAGAAAAGAAAAGACAAUUAAUGAAUAUUGCAUUUUACAAAGGAUUUUUGGGAGAGCAGAACAGAACCAUGCGUAUCAAUGAGAUCAAGACUUUGCUUAACCUU